GUCAGAGUGGGGAGAUAUUCAUGCAGUGACACUAGGACUUUUCCAGGCCAAUGAGCAGCAGCAGCAGCAUCAGAAGAGGUUAACGUGCAAACAACAAAAGGUAAAGAUCUGGACUCAGAUAAGAGCAGGCUCCUAUCCCAGCCCAGACACUCCCUAGCUCUGCAAACCUGAGCUAUUACCCAACCUUUCCGAGCCUCCAGCCCUCAUCUGGGAAGCAGGACAACUCCUACAUUGCAGGGUUGUUACUUUAAACAAACAAACAAAAAAAAAAAGCCACCAAUCCAAAGGUCCUUCACAUGGUGUUUGUGCCCCAUGGCAUCCUCCUGAUGUCCAAACACAAGAGCAAACUCCAGCCGUGAGGCAGGGGCCUCCGUUCCACUUGAGCUUCAUCUGUCUUCCCCUCCUUCGUUCAUCCUUUCAGUUGACACAGCGCCACGAGGAGGUACACACAGGACUGUGCCCUUUGCAGGGCACAAAGUGUGUAGUGACGGACAAGACAGAAAGGGUUCUUCCUGCCUUUGGCGAACUUACUGUCUGGGCGAUGAGCCAGGUCAUAAACAGAUGAACCCCGAAAGAGAUCUAUGAAUGCACACUGCCGAAGUGCUGUAGGGGGAAAGGGUCCUGGGAGGGGACACGCUGGGAAUACCUGGCUCAGGCAGACGGGGAUGGGGAGGAAGAGAGGAAGAGUGCUUCUCUGGGAGGAAGUGACCUUGGAGCUGAGGUCUGGAAGGACAAGAAGCUGGGUGGAGAGCAGGUGCAACGGGUCUGACGUGAACAAGGAUCUGUCGGCACCCAGAAGUGAAAGGAAGCCAAGUGGCUGGAACACAGAAAAUCUAAUGUAAUGGAUGCACUUAGUUUUGUAAUGGGAGAGAAAACAGCUAAUUUAAGAGUGAAAAAUAUUCAAGAACUCAUUUACGGAGCACAUAUUGGAAAACCUGUCUCUUCUUUUGCGAGUGUAAAAAUUGUGUACGUGGAGGAAAGUGGAGAGGAGAAAACAUUUACAAGGAUUAUCCGAGGGGGAUGCUCAGAAUUUCAUUUUGAUGAUAAUCCAGUGAGUCGUUCUGCUUACAUAGCCGAGUUGGAAAAGAUAGGCGUAAUGGUCAAAGCACGGAACUGUCUCGUUUUUCAGGGAACUGUGGAGUCGAUUUCAUUGAAAAAACCCAAAGAAAGAACCCAGUUUUUUGAGGAAAUCAGCACUUCAGGAGAGCUCAUAGGAGAAUAUGAGGAAAAGAAAAGAAAGUUACUGAAAGCUGAAGAGGAUGCACAGUUUAAUUUUAAUAAGAAAAAAAAUGUGGCGGCAGAGCGCAAACAGGCAAAGUUAGAGAAAGAAGAGGCAGAACGUUACCAGAGUCUCCUUGAAGAACUGAAAAUAAACAAAGUACAGUUACAGCUUUUCAAACUAUAUCAUAAUGAAAGGAAAAUUCAUUUUCUGAACACUGAGUUAGAGCGUGUGAACAGGAAUUUGAGUGUCACAAAAGAGUCUCUUUCUGAUCAUGAAAACAUAGUUAAAGCCAAGAAAAAGGAACAUGGAAUGCUAACUAGAAAACUACAACAAACAGAAAAAGAGUUAAAAUCUCUUGAAGCACUUUUAAAUCAGAAAAGGCCUCAAUACAUUAAAGCCAAAGAAAAUACUUCUCACCACCUCAAGAAAUUAGAUGUGGCUAAGAAAUCAAUAAAGGACAGUGAAAAACAAUGUUCUAAACAGGAAGAUGAUAUAAAGGCCCUGGAGACAGAGCUGGUUGAUUUAGAUGGUGCAUGGAGAAGUUUUGAGAAGCAGGUUGAGGAAGAAAUCUUAUACAAAAGGCGAGACAUUGAACUAGAAGCCAGUCAGCUGGAUCGUUAUAAAGAACUUAAGGAACAAGUAAGAAAGAAAGUGGCUAUAAUGACCCAACAACUGGAAAAGCUGCAGUGGGAACAGAAGGCUGACAAAGAAAGACUGGCAUUCGAGAAGAGGAGGCAUGGAGAAGUUCAGGAAAAUCUAAAACAAAUAAAAGAGCAGAUAGAAGAUCAUAAAAAACGAAUAGAGAAGUUGGAAGAAUAUACAAAAACAUGCAUGGAUUGCUUGAAAGAGAAAAAACAGCAAGAGGAAACCCUAGUGGUUGAAAUUGAAAACACAAAAUCAAGAAUGUCUGAAGUUAAUGAAGAAUUGAACCUUAUUAGAAGUGAAUUGCAGAAUGCUGGAAUUGAUUACCAUGAGGGAAAACGUCAGCAGAAGAGAGCAGAAGUUCUAGAACACCUUAAAAGACUUUACCCAGAUUCUGUGUUUGGAAGACUGCUUGACCUCUGCCACCCUAUUCAUAAGAAAUACCAACUGGCUGUUACUAAACUUUUUGGUCGCUACAUGGUUGCCAUUGUUGUAGCCUCUGAAAAGGUAGCAAAAGACUGUAUUCGAUUUCUGAAGGAGGAAAGAGCUGAACCGGAGACAUUCCUUGCUCUCGAUUACCUUGAUAUCAAGCCAAUCAAUGAAAGACUGAGGGAGAUUAAAGGCUGUAAAAUGAUGAUUGAUGUCAUAAAGACUCCGUUUCCUCAGCUGAAGAAAGUAAUUCAGUUCGUGUGUGGAAAUGGCCUUGUCUGUGAGACUGUGGAGGAAGCAAGGCAUAUUGCAUUCGGUGGACCUGAAAGACGGAAAACAGUAGCUCUUGAUGGAACAUUAUUUUUAAAAUCUGGGGUGAUCUCUGGAGGAUCAAGUGACUUAAAAUACAAGGCUAGAUGCUGGGAUGAGAAGGAGAUAAAGAACUUAAGAGACAGAAGAACCCAGCUGAUCCAGGAAUUAAAGGAUCUAAUGAAGAUACUUCGCAAGGAAGCUGACUUGAAACAAAUACAGACUCUAGUACAAGGAACUCGUACACGACUCAAAUAUUCCCAGAGUGAACUAGAGAUGAUUAAAAAGAAGCAACUUGCUGCUUUUUACCGGGAGCAAUCUCAGCUACAGAGUGAGCUGCUGAACAUUGAGUCUCAAUGUGCCAUGUUGAGUGAAGGUGUGAGAGAACGGCAACAACGAAUCGAAGAGUUUCAAGAGGAGAUAGACAAGGUCGAAGAUGAUAUUUUCCAACACUUCUGUGAAGAAAUUGGUGUGGAAAAUAUUCGUGAAUUUGAGAAGAAACAUGUUAAACAGCAACAAGAAAUUGAUCAAAAAAGAUUAGAAUUUGAGAAACAGAAAACUCGGCUUAAUAUUCAACUUGAAUAUAGUCGCAAUCAGCUGAAGAAGAAGCUGAAUAAGAUCCGUACAUUAGAAGAAACCAUCGAAAAAGGCAGAGAAGACAUCGAUAACCUAAAGAAGGCUGAAGAAACUUGUCUGCAAAUUGUGGAUGAACUCAUGGUGAAGCGGCAGCAACUUAAGGACGUAUUUGUCACUCAGAAUGCCAACACGGAGAAGGUCCAAGCUCAGCUUGAAGAAGAACGGAAGAAAGUUCUGGCUAUUGAUAGGGAAGCGGGAAAAUGGCAAAAAGAAGUUGUCAUCAUUCAGACUUCUUUGGAACAGAAACGGCUAGAAAAGCACAAUAUGCUGCUUGACUGCAAAGUUCAAGACCUUGAAAUAAUUCUUUUGUUGGGAUCGCUGGACGACAUCGUUGAAGUGGAGUUGGGAACUGAAGCAGAAAGUACCCAGGCAACAAGUGACAUCUAUGAAAAAGAAGCAGCCAUUGAGGUAGACUACAGCUCCCUACAAGAGGAUUUGAAGGCUCUACAAACGGAUAAAGAAGUGGAGGCCCGCCUCAGACUCCUGCUGCAGCAGGUGGCGUCCCAGGAGGAGGUCCUGUUGAAGACGGCGGCCCCAAACCUGAGAGCCCUGGAGAACCUGAAGACCGUCAGGGACAAGUUCCAGGAGUCCACAGACGCUUUUGAGGCCAGCAGAAAGGAAGCCAGAAUGUGUAGGCAAGAGUUUGAACAGGUGAAAAAAAGGAGAUACGACCUUUUCAGCCAGUGUUUUGAGCACGUCUCAGUCUCCAUUGAUCAAAUCUACAAGAAGCUCUGCAGAAACGUCAGCGCCCAAGCAUUUCUUAGCCCAGAAAACCCAGAAGAGCCUUACCUAGAGGGAAUCAGCUAUAACUGCGUGGCUCCAGGCAAACGGUUCAUGCCAAUGGACAAUCUGUCGGGGGGAGAAAAGUGUGUGGCGGCUUUGGCCCUCCUGUUCGCGGUGCACAGUUUUCGGCCCGCUCCGUUCUUUGUCUUAGAUGAAGUGGACGCAGCCCUGGACAACACGAACAUUGGCAAAGUCUCAAGUUACAUCAAAGAGCAGACUCAGGAGCAGUUUCAGAUGAUAAUCAUUUCCCUAAAAGAGGAGUUCUAUUCCCAGGCCGAUGCGCUGAUAGGCAUCUACCCGGAGUUCGACGACUGCAUGUUCAGCAGAGUUCUGACCCUGGAUCUUUCCCAGUAUCCAGACACUGAAGGCCAAGAAAGCAGCAAAAGAAACCAAGAGUCGCGUUAGGACCACGAGUGCCCCCUGAGCACCUGGGGGUGUCCGUGACCUGGGUCGCGGUCACGGCUGCCUAGUUGUUGCUCUUGAAUGACAGACUGCUGGAGCAGUCGGGACAGCCUGGGCCGCUGUAGCUCGCGUCCAUCAUUCGGGCCCCCUUCCCAUGGGUAAGGUUUCCUGAGGUAGUGUUGAGCGAAUUAUUAAAAAAAAAAAGUGUAAUUUUGUGUCAUUCUGAAAGCCAGUCAGAAUAAUUUUGGAUUCUGCAUUAUUUUCACUUAGGUCUUGCCUAGUAUGUUUAAGUAAUCUUUCAGGGAAACUCUUGGUUCUCAAAUAUUGUUAGUUAUAGAACGUUGAACCUGGGUUUUAUGGGAAGUUAUUUCAGGGGAACUGAUGUCAAUACAGGAAAUCUCAGUAAAGAAUAUUCUAACUGCA
This is a messenger RNA of Leopardus geoffroyi (Geoffroy's cat), 4846 nucleotides long. It is a transcript of the gene SMC1B, whose product is annotated as structural maintenance of chromosomes 1B. Lineage: Eukaryota; Metazoa; Chordata; Mammalia; Carnivora; Felidae. Gene Ontology annotation, biological process: sister chromatid cohesion. Gene Ontology annotation, molecular function: protein binding; DNA binding; ATP binding. Bases 842 to 4426 code for a protein of 1194 amino acids. The record is from RefSeq and is a predicted model, not a curated record. Gene Ontology annotation, cellular component: chromosome; nucleus; cohesin complex. The transcript is spliced from 25 exons.